Messenger RNA from Humulus lupulus (European hop), 1196 nucleotides. Its product is annotated as persulfide dioxygenase ETHE1 homolog, mitochondrial-like. Gene Ontology annotation, biological process: glutathione metabolic process; hydrogen sulfide metabolic process. Gene Ontology annotation, molecular function: sulfur dioxygenase activity. Lineage: Eukaryota; Viridiplantae; Streptophyta; Magnoliopsida; Rosales; Cannabaceae. The record is from RefSeq and is a predicted model, not a curated record. The transcript has 10 exons. The coding region runs from base 8 to 919 and encodes 303 amino acids.
GAAAGAAAUGGUUGGAAUGAAUGUUCUGCGAGUCGUCACCAUUACUGGAUCACAUUCGACUUUGUUGAAUAGCUCUUCGAGGAUUUUGUCGAGUCGGGUAGAGUCGACCAAAUUAGGGUGUCAGAAAACGGCGACUUGCUCUUAUACGACGUCGUCUCAUCCAUUCGGCAAGCUCCUCUUCCGCCAGCUCUUUGAGAAGGAAUCCUCCACCUACACUUACUUGCUCGCUGAUGUAACUCACCCUCAAAAACCAGCUCUGUUGAUAGACCCAGUUGACAAGACGGUGGAGAGGGAUCUUUCCCUUGUUGAAGAGUUAGGACUCAAGCUGAUAUAUGCUAUGAACACUCAUGUCCAUGCUGACCAUGUAACUGGCACUGGCAUGAUAAAGAGCAAGGUCCCUGGCGUGCAGUCAGUCAUUUCGAAAGCAAGCAAAUCGAAAGCUGAUCUUCUAAUUGAAGCUGGUGAUAAAUUAUAUUUUGGGGAUCUGUUUUUGGAGGUUCGACCUACUCCUGGCCAUACAUUAGGUUGUGUGACCUAUGUUACAGGAGAUGGACCCAAUCAGCCCCAGCCAAGAAUGGCUUUCACUGGAGAUGCAUUAUUAAUACGCGGAUGUGGAAGAACUGAUUUUCAGGGCGGGAGUUCACAAGAACUCUACAAGUCUGUGCAUUCACAGAUAUUCACAUUGCCCGAGGAUACAUUGAUUUAUCCAGCUCACGACUACAAAGGAUUCACUGUUAGCACCGUAGGAGAGGAGAUGCUCUAUAAUCCUCGGCUCACAAAAGACCAGGAUACAUUUAAAAAUAUCAUGGAAAAUCUGAACCUUCCCUAUCCAAAGAUGAUUGAUGUGGCUGUUCCUGCAAACAUGGUUUGCGGUCUACAGGAUUUGUCUUCGAAGCCUGUUGAGGCUAUAUCAACCUAGAUAUGAUCAGAGUUAUCUUCUCUUCAGUUUAAUGCAGUUGAUUUCAUCCUUGAUUAACCCUGUGCUGUAAAGAAUCGAAACUCUUGAACUCAAGACUGAGAAUCACUCAUCCGAAGACCAAAUCAACUACAUACUCACGGUAUGCAACAAAAGAAACGACAUAAAACAAAAAAGUCUUCUUGCUUUGUACUGCUGUAAGAGAUAGCACAUACAUAUAUGCUAUAUGUACACAACACAGUCAUGUAUGAUAAUAAAUUCAUGAGUUUGGAUCUCAGAA